Molecule: messenger RNA, 1086 nt
Organism: Loxodonta africana (African savanna elephant)
Lineage: Eukaryota; Metazoa; Chordata; Mammalia; Proboscidea; Elephantidae
Gene: LXN
Product: latexin
Exons: 6
Coding region: 200-868 (222 amino acids)
Molecular function (GO): metalloendopeptidase inhibitor activity
Source: RefSeq, a predicted model, not a curated record
CACUCGUCCGGGUGGGAAGCUCAGAGCCCGGAGCGGCCACGAGGUGGAAGCCGGGCCCGAACCACGAGCCGAACCCGAGCCACGAGCCCAGCCCGAGCCCGAGCCACGCGGCAGCUUCCGGAGCCACAGGAGGAGCGGGAGCGCGCGAGCCAUCCGCGCCCAGCCAGGCUGCGCGCCCUCCAAGGCCCGCUCUCCGAGCAUGGAGAUCCCACCCACCCACUUCGCAGCCUCCAGGGCGGCCUCGGUGGCGGAGAACUGCAUCAACUACCAGCAAGGGACUCCCCACAAGGUGUUCCUGGUGCAGACGGUGGAACAAGCCAGCACGGAGGACAUUCCAGGAAGAGGACACAAGUAUCGCCUUAAGUUUUCUGUGGAAGAAAUUAUCCAAAAACAAAUUACAGUGAACUGCACGGCUGAAGUACUUUACCCUCCAGUGGGACAAGACACUGCACCAGAAGUCAACUUCACAUUUGAAGGAGAGAUUGAGAAGAACCCAGAUGAAGAGGAUAAUGCGUUUUAUCAAAGGCUCAAGGCCAUGAAGGAACCACUAGAAGCACAAAAUAUUCCAGACAGUUUUGGAAAUGUAGCUCCAGAAAUGAAGCCAGUUCGACAUUUGGCCUGGGUUGCCUGUGGUUACAUAAUAUGGCAGAACUCUACUGAAAAUACGUGGUAUAAAAUGGUAAAAAUUCAGACUGUCAAGCAAGUGCAAAGAAAUGACGACUUUAUCGAAUUAGACUACACCAUCCUGCUCCAUGACAUUGCCUCUCAGGAGAUGACUCCCUGGCAGAUGCAAGUUCUCUGGCACCCACAGUAUGGCACCAAAGUAAAGCACAACAGCCGUCUGCCGAGAGAGGCACAACUGGAAUAAACCGAGACCUAAAGCCGGGACGGAGCAUAAACGCGCACCAGAGACGUCUGUGCCAGUCUCUGUUGGCACCCAGUUUCAGGACCAACCCAAUUCAAUCCAAAAGUGUCCUCUGUAUCAGUGUCUCGACUACAGACCUAUACAGAUUCCAUAAUGAAAAGUGUCACCGUGUAAAGACACCUUAAUAACAAUAUAGACCAUAAUAAAGAGCUUCAAUCCCA